AUGGAGUCGAAAAAAUUGAUAACUGCCACAGAUACCCAAUACUCUGGCUGUCUGCUCCAGGCUUUGAAUGACCAGCGACUGCAAGGCUUGUACUGCGAUGUUACAGUUAUUGUUGAGGAUCGCAAAUUUAGAGCUCACAAGAACAUACUUUCUGCAUGCAGUACUUAUUUCCACCAACUCUUCACCGUUGCUGGUCAAGUUGUGGAGUUGAAUUUUAUCAGAGCUGAAAUAUUUGCAGAAAUCCUUAACUAUAUUUACAGCGCCAAAAUUGUACGUGUGAAAAGCGACAUGUUGGAAGAGUUGAUAAAGUCUGGAAAAUUACUAGGUGUUCCCUUUAUAGCAGAACUUGGAAUCCCUCUUUCACAAGUGAAAAGUAUAUCUGGUGGAGUUAAAGACGGUAAUGCAGAUCAAUCAAAGACUGAUGACAAAACACAGGAGCCAAUAAAAAAUACAACUAGUGCAGCAUUGACCAAAGCUCUCGGGGUCUCUGUAUUGCCAAUGCUGGCAGAAACAUUUACUUUAUCAACCAAUUCCGAUGUUGAGUCAAAUGAUGACGAUUCUGAUGACGAUGUGAUAUUUUGCUCUGAGACUUUUGCACCCCCCAAGAAAGGUGCUCCAGAGAAAAAGGAACCUGUGACGCCCCCAAUUACUAUUAGCAAUGAACAGGUACCUGAGGCAAAAAAACUUACUCCAGAAUCUGGCCAGCAACAGGUUAGCCAAGAUAUCAAACCUGCAGCGCAACUUCCAGAAAAACCACCUACUCCAGUUCCAAAAGUCACAACAUCUGUCGCUCCUGCUACUGCAAAUUCGAAUGCGCCAACUCCCAAUCCGCCUGCAAAUAGCAAUCCUGUGCCUCAGCAAAAUUCUGACACAGCUAUUGCUUCAGUCCAGCCGCCUUCAGAUACAGCUGCUUCUUCAGCUGCGGCUAAACCACCUGAGAAGCCAGUUACAGCUAAUCAAAACUUACCUAAACUGCAACCAAUUGGUUUAGUUCAUCCCAAAUCGGAGCUGAUCUUGGAUUCUGACUGUAUUUCCUCUCCUCCUUCUUCCUCCGUCAUCUCCGUAGGCCAGCCCACAAUUACUCACAAAAAUAUAUCCUUUGAUGGCGUGCAAAAGAAACAAGUGGUUACCGUCAGCCCCGGAUCUUCAUCAAAGCCCGGAGAAUUCAAAAUUAAAAUUGCGGAUGUUGUUUCUGGGAGUAGCAAGGAUUCUUCUGAACCUCGCCGAAUAAUGGAUGGUAAGAAAAUAAUAACCUUAGACACAGCUUCUGAGAUUGAGGGCCUUUCAACAGGCUGCAAAGUUUAUGCAAAUAUUGGCGAAGAUACAUAUGACAUAGUGAUUCCUAUCAAAGAUGACCCUGAAGAAGGUUUAUCCGGUCUAGAUGAAGAUGGCUUUCCAAACCGGAAAAAAAUGAAACUGAAACAUGAAGAUCACUAUGAGCUUAUAGUGGACGGGAGAGUCUAUUAUAUUUGCAUUGUGUGCAAGAGAUCGUACGUUUGUCUUACUAGUUUGCGAAGACAUUUUAACGUUCACUCGUGGGAAAAAAAAUACCCCUGUCGUUACUGCGAGAGAGUGUUUCCACUUGCAGAAUACCGUACAAAGCAUGAAAUACACCACACGGGUGAGAGAAGAUAUCAGUGCUUGACUUGCGGUGGUUCUUUUAUAAACUACCAGGUCAUGGCUUCACACAUAAGAUCUGCUCACAGUUUGGACCCUGCUGGAGAUUCAAAGCUUUACCGUUUGAAUCCAUGUAAGUCAUUACAAAUAAGGCAGUAUGCGUACGUAGGUGAUAAUAAAACUAAUGUACCUGUCAUCAGCGAUGGCGGAAUUGUGUAUAACAUUGACCCAGAUAAGCCACAACAGGAUUCUGAAGAGAACCACUCUAGCAAUGGGCCAAAACCUGUGAACUGGGACGAUAUAUUUCUUCAGCAGUCUAACCAGAGCAUGUUCAAACCAACUACUUCCGAAGGCAGCACUGAAUUUGAAUUUGUUAUACCAGAAUCGUAUUAAACCUCACACAAGCUAAAAUUUCGAUAAAUAGGAACAUGACUUUGAUACAUCACAAGUAAUGAAUGAUCAGUUUCUUUUUCAACUAUACAAUUAUUAUAGUCUGUAAAGAUGCAUUGUU
Molecule: messenger RNA, 2128 nt
Organism: Nanorana parkeri
Lineage: Eukaryota; Metazoa; Chordata; Amphibia; Anura; Dicroglossidae
Gene: ZBTB33
Product: zinc finger and BTB domain containing 33
Exons: 1
Coding region: 1-2010 (669 amino acids)
Biological process (GO): regulation of transcription by RNA polymerase II
Cellular component (GO): nucleus
Molecular function (GO): protein binding; DNA-binding transcription factor activity, RNA polymerase II-specific; RNA polymerase II cis-regulatory region sequence-specific DNA binding
Source: RefSeq, a predicted model, not a curated record